Trichechus manatus latirostris (Florida manatee) is the source of this 7932-nucleotide messenger RNA. RefSeq names its product calcium voltage-gated channel subunit alpha1 D (gene CACNA1D). Gene Ontology annotation, cellular component: membrane; voltage-gated calcium channel complex. NCBI's taxonomy places the organism in Eukaryota, Metazoa, Chordata, Mammalia, Sirenia, Trichechidae. The record is from RefSeq and is a predicted model, not a curated record. Gene Ontology annotation, biological process: calcium ion import across plasma membrane. The transcript is spliced from 48 exons. Gene Ontology annotation, molecular function: high voltage-gated calcium channel activity. The coding region runs from base 392 to 6871 and encodes 2159 amino acids.
GCAUGGGGGGCGCUCUGAGCGGCCCCGGCGGCCGGACCGGCAUCUCCGCGGCGUCCCUCCGCUAGAGGAGGGGACCAAGCCAAUUCUCCUUUGCAGCAAAAAAUUGCAUGUAUAUAUUAUUAACAUAAUAUAUACAUCGGAUUUUAUUUUUUUAAAAAGUUUAUUUUGCUCCAUUUUUUUGAAAAAGAGGGAGCGUGGGUGGCGAGCGGUUUUUAUAAAUUGUCCUUAUUUUCUGUUGUUUGUCCCCGUCUCUCCCCACCCCCUGCUGAAGCAAGAAUAAGCGCAGGGACCGCGGCUCCUACCUAUUGGUAACCCCCUUCCCCGUUCCUCCCCCGCCCCAACGCCCGGCACAGUGCCCUGCACACAGUAGGCGCUCAAUAAAUGUUCGUGGAUGAUGAUGAUGAUGAUGAUGAAAAAAAUGCAGCAUCAACGGCAGCAAGCGGACCACGCGAACGAGGCAAACUAUGCAAGAGGCACCAGACUCCCUCUUUCUGGUGAAGGACCAACUUCUCAGCCGAAUAGCUCCAAGCAGACUGUCCUGUCUUGGCAAGCUGCAAUCGACGCUGCUAGACAGGCCAAGGCUGCCCAAACUAUGAGCACCUCUGCGCCCCCACCUGUAGGAUCUCUCUCCCAAAGAAAACGUCAGCAAUACGCCAAGAGCAAAAAACAGGGUAACUCAUCCAACAGCCGACCUGCCCGUGCCCUUUUCUGUUUAUCACUCAAUAACCCCAUCCGAAGAGCCUGCAUUAGUAUAGUGGAAUGGAAACCAUUUGACAUAUUUAUAUUAUUGGCUAUUUUUGCCAAUUGUGUGGCCUUAGCUAUUUACAUCCCAUUCCCUGAAGAUGAUUCUAAUUCAACAAAUCAUAACUUGGAAAAAGUAGAAUAUGCCUUCCUGAUUAUUUUUACAGUCGAGACAUUUUUGAAGAUUAUAGCGUAUGGAUUAUUACUACAUCCUAAUGCUUAUGUUAGGAAUGGAUGGAAUUUAUUGGAUUUUGUUAUAGUAAUAGUAGGAUUGUUUAGUGUAAUUUUGGAACAAUUAACCAAAGAAACAGAAGCCGGUAACCACUCUAGUGGCAAAUCAGGAGGCUUUGAUGUCAAAGCCCUCCGCGCCUUUCGAGUGUUACGACCCCUUCGACUAGUAUCAGGCGUACCCAGUUUGCAGGUUGUCCUGAACUCCAUUAUAAAAGCCAUGGUUCCCCUCCUGCACAUAGCCCUUUUGGUAUUAUUUGUAAUCAUAAUCUAUGCUAUUAUAGGAUUGGAACUUUUUAUUGGAAAAAUGCACAAAACAUGCUUUUUUGCUGACUCAGAUAUCGUAGCUGAAGAGGACCCAGCACCAUGUGCGUUCUCAGGGAAUGGACGCCAGUGUACCGCCAAUGACACAGAGUGUAGGAGUGGCUGGGUUGGCCCAAAUGGAGGCAUCACCAACUUUGAUAACUUUGCCUUUGCCAUGCUCACUGUGUUUCAGUGUAUCACCAUGGAAGGCUGGACAGACGUGCUCUACUGGAUGAAUGAUGCUAUGGGAUUUGAAUUGCCCUGGGUGUAUUUUGUCAGUCUCGUCAUCUUUGGGUCAUUUUUCGUACUAAAUCUUGUACUUGGUGUAUUGAGCGGAGAAUUUUCAAAGGAAAGAGAGAAGGCUAAAGCACGGGGAGAUUUCCAGAAGCUCCGAGAGAAGCAGCAGCUGGAAGAGGAUCUAAAGGGCUACUUGGAUUGGAUUACCCAAGCAGAAGAUAUUGAUCCUGAGAAUGAGGAAGAAGGAGGAGAAGAAGGCAAACGAAAUACUAGCAUGCCCACCAGCGAGACUGAGUCUGUGAACACAGAAAAUGUAAGUGGUGAAGGCGAGAACCAAGGCUGCUGUGGAAGUCUGUGUCAAGCCAUUUCAAAAUCCAAACUCAGCCGACGCUGGCGUCGCUGGAACCGAUUCAAUCGAAGAAGAUGUAGGGCUGCUGUGAAGUCUGUCACGUUUUACUGGCUGGUUAUUGUCCUGGUGUUUCUCAAUACCUUAACCAUUUCCUCUGAGCACUACAACCAGCCUGACUGGUUGACGCAGAUUCAAGAUAUCGCUAACAAAGUCCUCUUGGCUCUGUUCACCUGUGAGAUGCUGGUAAAAAUGUACAGCUUGGGUCUGCAGGCAUAUUUCGUCUCUCUUUUCAAUCGGUUUGAUUGCUUCGUGGUGUGUGGUGGAAUUACUGAAACGAUCUUAGUGGAACUGGAAAUCAUGUCUCCCCUGGGAAUCUCUGUGUUUCGGUGUGUGCGCCUCUUAAGAAUUUUCAAAGUGACCAGGCACUGGACUUCCCUCAGCAACUUGGUGGCAUCCUUGUUAAACUCCAUGAAGUCCAUCGCUUCACUGCUACUUCUGCUCUUUCUCUUCAUCAUCAUCUUUUCCUUACUUGGGAUGCAGCUGUUUGGCGGCAAGUUUAAUUUUGAUGAAACGCUAACCAAGCGGAGCACCUUUGACAAUUUCCCUCAAGCGCUUUUGACAGUUUUCCAGAUUCUGACAGGUGAAGACUGGAAUGCUGUGAUGUACGAUGGCAUUAUGGCUUACGGGGGCCCGUCCUCUUCAGGAAUGAUCGUCUGCAUCUACUUCAUCAUCCUCUUCAUUUGUGGUAACUAUAUUCUACUGAAUGUCUUCUUGGCCAUCGCUGUAGACAAUUUGGCUGAUGCUGAAAGUUUGAACACUGCUCAGAAAGAGGAAGCUGAAGAAAAAGAAAGGAAAAAGAUUGCCAGAAAAGAGAGCCUGGAAAAUAAAAAGAACAACAAACCAGAAGUCAACCAGAUAGCCAACAGUGACAACAAGGUUACAAUUGAUGACUACCGAGAAGAGGAUGAGGACAAGGACCCCUACCCACCUUGUGAUGUGCCAGUAGGGGAAGAGGAAGAGGAGGAGGAAGAGGAUGAACCUGAGGUCCCUGCUGGUCCCCGUCCUCGCAGAAUCUCAGAGUUGAACAUGAAAGAGAAAAUCAUCCCCAUCCCUGAAGGAAGCGCUUUCUUCAUUCUUAGCAAGACCAACCCGAUCCGCGUCGGCUGCCACAAGCUCAUCAACCACCACAUCUUCACUAACCUCAUCCUCGUCUUCAUCAUGCUGAGCAGCGCUGCCCUCGCCGCUGAGGACCCCAUCCGCAGCCACUCCUUCCGGAACACUAUACUGGGUUACUUUGACUAUGCUUUCACAGCCAUCUUCACUGUUGAAAUCCUGUUAAAGAUGACGACUUUUGGAGCUUUCCUCCACAAAGGGGCUUUCUGCAGGAACUACUUCAAUUUACUGGAUAUGCUGGUUGUUGGGGUGUCUCUGGUGUCGUUUGGGAUUCAAUCCAGUGCUAUCUCCGUUGUGAAGAUUCUGAGAGUGUUAAGGGUCCUGAGGCCCCUCAGGGCAAUCAACAGAGCAAAAGGACUUAAGCACGUUGUCCAGUGUGUCUUUGUGGCCAUCCGGACAAUCGGCAACAUCAUGAUCGUCACCACCCUUCUUCAGUUCAUGUUUGCCUGCAUUGGGGUCCAGUUGUUCAAGGGAAAAUUCUAUCGCUGCACAGAUGAAGCCAAAAGUAAUCCUGAAGAAUGCAGGGGGCUUUUCAUUCUCUACAAGGACGGGGAGGUUGAUAACCCCGUGGUGCGUGAGAGGAUCUGGCAAAACAGUGAUUUCAACUUUGACAACGUCUUGUCUGCUAUGAUGGCACUUUUCACAGUCUCCACGUUUGAGGGCUGGCCUGCGUUGCUGUAUAAAGCUAUUGAUUCAAAUGGCGAGAACAUCGGCCCGAUCUACAACUACCGCGUGGAGAUCUCCAUCUUCUUCAUCAUCUACAUCAUCAUUGUGGCUUUCUUCAUGAUGAACAUCUUUGUGGGUUUUGUCAUCGUUACAUUUCAGGAGCAGGGAGAAAAAGAGUAUAAGAACUGUGAGCUGGACAAAAAUCAGCGUCAGUGUGUUGAAUAUGCCUUGAAAGCCCGACCUUUGCGGAGAUACAUCCCCAAAAACCCCUACCAGUACAAGUUCUGGUAUGUGGUGAACUCCUCGCCUUUUGAAUACAUGAUGUUUGUCCUCAUCAUGCUCAACACACUCUGCUUGGCCAUGCAGCACUAUGAGCAGUCUAAGAUGUUUAAUGACGCCAUGGACAUUCUGAACAUGGUCUUCACCGGGGUGUUCACCGUUGAGAUGGUUUUGAAAGUCAUUGCAUUUAAACCUAAGGGGUAUUUUAGUGAUGCCUGGAACACGUUUGACUCCCUCAUCGUAAUCGGCAGCAUUAUAGACGUGGCCCUCAGCGAAGCGGACCCAACUGAAAGUGAAAAUAUCCCUGUCCCAACUGCUGCACCUGGGAACUCUGAAGAGAGCAAUAGAAUCUCCAUCACCUUUUUCCGUCUUUUCCGAGUGAUGCGAUUGGUGAAGCUUCUCAGCAGGGGUGAAGGCAUCCGGACGUUGCUGUGGACUUUUAUUAAGUCCUUUCAGGCCCUCCCGUAUGUCGCCCUUCUCAUAGCCAUGCUGUUCUUCAUCUAUGCGGUUAUUGGCAUGCAGAUGUUUGGGAAAGUUGCCAUGAGAGAUAACAACCAGAUCAAUAGAAAUAAUAACUUCCAAACCUUUCCACAGGCGGUGCUCCUGCUCUUCAGGUGUGCCACCGGGGAGGCCUGGCAGGAAAUCAUGCUAGCCUGCCUCCCCGGGAAGCUCUGUGACCCAGAGUCGGACUAUAACCCCGGGGAGGAGUACACGUGCGGGAGCAAUUUUGCGAUUGUUUAUUUCAUCAGUUUUUACAUGCUCUGUGCGUUUCUGAUCAUCAAUCUGUUUGUGGCCGUCAUCAUGGACAACUUUGAUUAUCUGACCCGGGACUGGUCUAUUCUGGGGCCUCACCAUUUAGAUGAAUUCAAACGAAUAUGGUCAGAAUAUGACCCUGAGGCAAAGGGACGGAUAAAACACCUGGACGUGGUCACUCUGCUCAGGCGCAUCCAGCCACCCCUGGGGUUUGGGAAAUUAUGCCCACACAGAGUAGCAUGCAAGAGAUUAGUUGCCAUGAACAUGCCUCUCAACAGUGAUGGCACAGUCAUGUUUAAUGCAACUCUGUUUGCCUUGGUUCGAACUGCUCUUAAAAUCAAGACUGAAGGAAACCUGGAACAAGCUAAUGAAGAACUCCGAGCUGUGAUAAAGAAAAUCUGGAAGAAAACCAGCAUGAAACUACUUGACCAAGUUGUCCCUCCAGCUGGUGAUGAUGAGGUAACCGUGGGGAAGUUCUAUGCCACUUUCCUGAUACAGGACUACUUUAGGAAAUUCAAGAAACGGAAGGAACAAGGACUGGUGGGAAAAUACCCAGCGAAGAACACCACAGUUGCCCUACAGGCGGGAUUAAGGACCCUUCACGACAUUGGGCCAGAAAUCCGGCGGGCUAUAUCCUGUGAUCUGCAAGAUGAUGAACCAGAGGAAACAAAACUAGAAGAAGAAGAAGAUUUGUUCAAAAGAAAUGGUGCCCUGCUUGGAAACCAUGUCAAUCAUGUUAAUAGUGAUAGGAGAGAUUCCCUUCAGCAGACCAAUACCGCCCACCGUCCCCUGCAUGUCCAAAGGCCUUCAAUUCCACCUGCAAGUGAUACUGAGAAACCGCUGUUUCCUCCAGCAGGAAAUUCGGUGUGUCAUAACCAUCAUAACCGUAAUUCCAUAGGAAAACCAAUUCCCAACUCAACAAAUGCCAAUCUCAAUAAUGCCAAUAUGUCCAAAGCUGCCCAUGGAAAGCGGCCCAGCAUUGGGAACCUUGAGCAUGUGUCUGAAAAUGGGCAUCAUUCCUCUCACAAGCAUGACCGUGAGCCUCAAAGAAAGUCCAGUAUUAAAAGAACCCGCUAUUAUGAGACUUAUGUUAGGUCUGACUCUGGAGAUGAACAGCUCCCAGCUAUUUGCCGGGAAGAUCCAGAGAUAUACAGCUACUUCAGGGACCCCCGCUGCUUGGGGGAGCAGGAGUAUUUCAGUGGUGAGGAGUGCUACGAGGAUGACAGCUCGCCGACCGGGAGCUGGCAUAACUAUGGCUACUACAGCAGAUCCCCAGGCAGCAGCUGGGACUUCGAAAGGCCCCGAGGCUACCAUCACCCCCAGGGCUUCUUAGAGGACGCCGACUCACCCACUUGCCACGACUCUCGGAGAUCUCCAAGGAGACGCCUACUACCUCCAACCCCAACACCCCACCGGAGAUCCUCCUUCAACUUUGAGUGCCUGCGCAGGCAGGGCAGCCAGGAGGAGGUCCCGCUGUCGCCCGCCUUCCCCCACCGCACGGCCCUGCCUCUGCACCUCAUGCAGCAACAGAUCAUGGCAGUUGCCGGCCUAGAUUCCAGUAAAGCCCAGUACUCACCGAGUCACUCGACCCGGUCAUGGGCCACCCCUCCAGCGACCCCUCCCUACCAGGACUGGACACCCUGCUACACCCCCCUGAUCCAGGUAGAGCGGUCAGAGUCCCUGGACCAGGUCAACGGCAGCCUGCCAUCCCUGCACCGAAGCUCCUGGUACACGGAUGAACCCGAUAUCGCCUAUCGGACUUUCACGCCAGCCAGCCUGACUGUCCCCAGCAGCUUCCGGAACAAAAACAGCGACAAGCAGAGGAGUGCAGACAGCUUGGUGGAGGCAGUCCUCAUAUCCGAAGGCUUGGGACGGUAUGCGAGGGACCCAAAAUUUGUGUCAGCAACAAAACAUGAGAUCGCCGAUGCCUGUGACCUAACCAUCGACGAGAUGGAGAGUGCAGCCAGCCACCUGCUCAACGGGAACAUGAGUCCCCGAGCCAAUGGGGACGUGGGCCCCAUCUCACACCAGCAGGACUAUGAGCUACAAGACUUCGGUCCUGGCUACAGUGACGAAGAGCCAGACCCUGGGAGAUAUGAGGAGGACCUGGCAGAUGAAAUGAUAUGCAUCACCACCUUGUAGCACCUGGCAAGGGGGGGAACUGGCUCUAGCCACAGGUGGGGCAGAGGAGGGCCAGGGGAAAAAAAGUGCCUCAUAGUUAGGAAAGCUUAGGCACUAGUUUGGAGUACAUAUUCAAUUAGACUUCUGUACAAGUGAUGUCACGUCUCAAGGAAGCCAUAACCCUGGUAGGGAACAGGUGCCAAGUGGCUGAGCACGCGGUGCACCACAUGCUCAGCCCCUACUGCAGCUGCCCCCCACAGGGCCCCUGUGGGCAACAGCAGGCCCAGUCCCCACAGAGAGGAUGGGUGAGGAGGCAGACACGCACGCCUGUUGUUCAGACGUGCACUGCUGUGGAGUGUGUCGCAGUGUGCACACAGGGCCCUCCUGCACACCCGCCCGCAGGCACAGCGGGGAAGGUUAAAGGUGAUGACGCUCACCACACCGGUCAUUACCUCAGCCAUCAGUCCAGCAUAUCAGACAUUCACUGGGCCCAGCAUAUCCAUUUUUAAACCCUUCCCCCAAACACACUGCUCUGGUUCCUGUUGAGCUCUUCUGAAGUACAGUGCGUAUGUCAGAAUCUACCUGCCAGCGGUCAUUACAGGAGGGGAGGAAGACCUUACAAACCAGGUGUUCUGUCUGUGACACCAGUUUACAUAAGAGAAUAUCACUCAGAUGGUCUAUUUCUGAGUCAUGUUUAAGGGCAACUGUAAACUGGAAUAACAAUGCACUUGCAACCAGGUAAACUUAGAUACGCUAGUUUGUUUAAAAAUUAUAGAUACUGUAUAUGACUUGUAAUAUACUAUAAUUUGUAUUUGUAAAGAGAUGGUCUAUAUUUUGUAAUUAUUGUACCGUAUUUGAACUGCAGCAAUAUCCAUGGGUCCUAAUAAUUGUAGUUCCCCACUGAAAUCCAGAAAUCAUUAUUAUUUUUACUUGGACUAUACAGAAGUAGAGGAAAUGGAGCCAGUGCUCAUUUAUUCAGUGAAAACCUUUUAGGGGUAAAAUUUUAAGUUCAAAAGAACUUGACACUAUAGAGAUUUUCUAAAAUAUUUUGAGUCACUAUCAAUGUGUCUUUACACAAGGUA